AACGCCUGUAACUAUGAAGACUGAAAAGUUAUUUAAUUUAUAAAUAUGUAUGACAUGUUCUGUACUACAGUGAUGUUUCAGAAACACCCUGUAUGGGGGUGAGUGGUAGGUUUGCUGCGGCCUACUAUGGGUGUACUCAGCUACCUCAAGGCUUUGGUCAGGUCGAUCUGGCAAGCACUGUUGCUGAACUCCGUAGGGAAGAGCCUAUAAGAACCAGUAUUGAAAUUACAAGCGGAAAACUAAUUAUCUACAGGGAGGAUGGUCUGGAGAUAUUCAAACAUUCAGUUCAUUACAUCACAAGCAUCAACACCGUCUCAAGGGAGAAAUCUUUACUGGCCUACAUAACUAAAUCUGUGACUGCUCUGGGAGUGAAGGAGUACACACAGUAUGUUUUCAGACUGGAGUGCUCGGAAAAGGUUUCCGAGUUGUUUACUGCAGUUAGAGAUGAAAAGAAAUCAACUGUUCCCCAAAUCUUGAAUAAAAGUUUACAUAAUGUCUCCGGAUCUACAAGCCUAUGUGGAGAUUCUCCCCCUAAUCUGUCAACUUUUUACGAAGUGCUGUUCUUAGGGAAGAUUAAGGUAAGUCAUAGGCGCGCUCCUCCAACCUUUAUUGAUGAAGCAGUUAAAAAAAUCAGCAAUAAGACUAGGAAACAAGAUUCUCAGGAUACAAACCUAGAACAGGAAAAUAUUCCAGUAGAAUCAGCUGCUCAUCCAUUAUCUAAAAAUCUGCCCGCCAGACCCUCUCUCUGUGAUGUAAUCCAAGCUGUGACUCCUAAACCUGAGGAAAAACCAGAGGAACAACCGAGUAAAAUUAUGCUUAUGCAGAUUGGAAGAAACGAUAUCAGAUUAAUAUCCCCAGAUACUAAACAGGUUCUGGUACACAAAACUUUCAGAGAGAUUUCCCACUGCAGUUGCGGACAAGAAUAUAAUCUGAACUUUGGUUUCAUUUGCAAGGAAGAGAGAGGGGAAAGUGCAGGAUAUGUAGGAUACAUAUUCCAAUGUGACAGCACAAAUGUUGUCGAGGAUAUUAUGCAGGGUCUUAAAUCAGCGUUCUAUACUGCCCAUGAAACAGCCAGGAAGGAAAGGAUGGAACAACAAUGUCCUAGCUGUCCUAUGAUCUGGUUUAAUCAGCUCUGUAAUAUAUUAUUGUAUAGGAAGGAAAGGAUGGAACAGCAAUGUCCUAGCUGUCCUAUGAUCUGGUUUAACCAGCUAUGUAAUGAGCUUGAAGGUCUACCUGCAAACAAAGCUCAGUCGGCAUUACUCAGGAAGGUUGAGAGCUUGGGAGAAGUAGGAUCCGGGAUACUAGCAAAGAUGGAGGGAGCGGAAACUACAGAUAUAGAUGAACAGAAUCAAAUACUCAUGAUGCUUCUUAAAGCUAAUUGCGAGGUUAAGCAGGGAGUACAUGAACAUAUACCUGGGAGUAUAUUCAGUAUAUCCAGAGAGAGGACUCCACCCCCUCAACCCCAGGAAAGCGUGUUGGCGGAAGCUGCAAAGAAAGCUAAACGGUCUCUAGCGGACAGUUUUAACAUUAUCCGGCGCAGAGCAUCCGUUGAUGUCUCUGGAGAAUCCAGCGCAGUCCCGAAUAUCAGCGUGGAGCGUCCAACUCCGGUUAAAGCUACACCAAGCAAGGCAGCGCAUCCUUUCUCAGUAACCUUAGCAGAAAGAAUGCUCCGUGAUAAAUCGAUGUCCCCAGACCUCUCCCAUCUACCCCCCAGGUCCCCCCUGCAGCCCCUCACCCCUGAUAAGCACGUAGCAUUUCAAUGUGAACUUCCAAACUCAGGUAUAUGUUUAGUGUGAGAAUUCAUGUAAUAAACAUUUACUACAUACAUCAGUU
This is a messenger RNA of Eurytemora carolleeae, 1833 nucleotides long. Its product is annotated as TBC1 domain family member 4. NCBI's taxonomy places the organism in Eukaryota, Metazoa, Arthropoda, Copepoda, Calanoida, Temoridae. Bases 93 to 1796 code for a protein of 567 amino acids. The transcript has 21 exons. The record is from RefSeq and is a predicted model, not a curated record.